Molecule: messenger RNA, 924 nt
Organism: Hippocampus comes (tiger tail seahorse)
Lineage: Eukaryota; Metazoa; Chordata; Actinopteri; Syngnathiformes; Syngnathidae
Exons: 5
Coding region: 51-848 (265 amino acids)
Source: RefSeq, a predicted model, not a curated record
UUGUUUAUUGACGUCCUCUCCUUUACGACACCUCAGAAAUUACGGCAAUAAUGACCUCAUCGUUUAAAAGAGACUCGCGGGCUCCUACCUGCCCCUGCAUCAGCAUGGCUUACAGACGAAGACGACCGCGUUUAAUUCCAGACCCCAGUGACAGUGGCCAAAUAAGCAACAUGGAGCAGCUCGCCUUCAAAUACAAGGAGAUGUGUAAAGUGGAAUCCAGCACUGAUUCGGACUCUGAGAUUAGUCCAAGAUGGUCAGACACCAGCACUAUGGAAUGUGUGAGCAGUGCGCCGGAGAGUGGCAGUUUAAGACGGACGUUGCCACGAGUGCACGAACCUGCAGGGGGACGCCAGGGAUGUUACUCCUUGUUUUUGGACCCAUAUGACGGGAGCUCGGAGGAUUCUGAUGAGACCAACAUGGAUGCCAGCAUCCCAAAAGGGCGAACCAGGCAGCAGGGAAAAGGAGGACGAGGUCGCAUCUCCCGUCGGACUAGACAUUUUAUUCUUCACCCUCCUCUGUCCACUGACUUUAGACCACUGGUGAAACCAACUAAAGCGACAAGCCAGCAUCUUCUGGACGUGCACAUGAAGUGUUCGGAUGACUCUGAGGUUUGGCUGUGCCAGCUGAGCAAGGACAUGACUGGCAGCCAAGCGGCAGCGGCGGGUUUGGAAGCACACUAUAGACUCCACGGUGACGCCCAGAUGCCCGACAGCUCCUUGGACAGUACGGCCGGCCCAUGUGAUGUUUGUGUGGUGGUCAAGAGGAAGCCGGACGUGCCCUGCGGUGACAGUCUGGUGCUAAGAAAGAGGCUGUGUGUGGUCCGCGUAGAAGAGGAGAAAGAAGGAUGAUAGAGAUGUCCACCAAAUUUUGCGUGAAACUGAGGGACUGCUUCUGCAUCAGCAUCAUGCUUGAGCCCUCUCAAGU